AUGGCAUCCCCGGCCGUGUGGCCGUGCCCCCGCCCGCUGCCGCCCCCCGCGCCCGGCUCCAUGCGCCGGCGGCCGCCGGGCCCCGCCGCGACCCCCGCGCCGACGGGCGGCCGCUCCCCGGGGAGCCCCGGCGGGGCCCGGGCCGCGCGGCGGCUGCGGCGGCGCGGGGGAGCCUCGCGGCUGCUGCCCGACGUGCGGAACAUCUUCGAGGCGCCGCGGGAGCCCCCCGAGCGCGGCCGCGGCCACCGCUUCGCCCCGCGGCUGCCGCGCCAGGAGUGGUGCGACCUGUGCGGGGAGGCGGUGCGGGAGCGCGCCCUGCGCUGCGACUACUGCAGGUACACGUGUCACCAGGAGUGCUGCAGCCUCAUCCAGCUGGAUUGUCGCCGGCCGGGCCAGUGCCAGAGCCAGCUGUCCCCAGAGAGCACCUUCGUGCCACCCUGCAGCCAGAAUGUGACACAAACGGUAGAAGAAGAAAAACCUGAGCCUCCAACCGUCCAGGAGAUCAAACAAAAGAUUGAAAAGUACAAUGCAAAGGUCACCAACUGCCUGCUGAUGAAACUGAACGACGACGGGACCUACACGGGGUUCAUCAAGGUGCACCUGAAGCUGCGGCGCCCCGUGACGGUGCCCGCCGGGAUCCGGCCCCAGUCCAUCUACGAUGCCCUCAAGGAGGUGAACCUGGCCGAGAUGACAGACAAGAGGACCUCCUUCUACCUGCCCCUGGAUGCCAUCAAGCAGCUGCACAUCAGCAGCACCACCACGGUGAGCGAGGUGAUCCAGGGGCUCCUGAAGAAGUUCAUGGUGGUGGAUAACCCCCAGAAGUUUGCACUUUUCAAGGAGAUGAGGAAAGAUGGGCAAGUGCUCUUCCAGAAGCUCCCUCUCACCGAGUACCCCCUGUACCUGCGGCUGCUGGCAGGCCCUGACACCGAUGUGCUGAGCUUUGUGCUGAAGGAAAACGAAACGGGGGAAGUUGAGUGGGACGCCUUCUCCAUCCCCGAGCUGCAGAACUUCCUGAUGAUCCUGGACAAAGAGGAGAAGGACAAAAUCCAGCAGGUGCACAGGAAGUACGAGAGGUUCAAACAGAGACUGCAGCAGACCCUGAAAGAGGCCAGAGGCAAACCUGGAUAACCUUCAGGAGGCACUGGGCAUCAGACUAAGCUAGAGACUGUUUUUAAUGAAAAGACUUCUCAGGACACCUUAGUAGUCAUUUUCCCUCUUCAACCUUCCAUAAGGACUGGCUCCCAGCACCCCUAAAAUGAUCCUAUUGCAUUUUCUUCUUCUGAAACCUCUUCUCCCAGGACCAGAGCCAGUCCAAGAACAGGAAGCCUGUUUUUAAAACAGCUUCAACAAAGCAAACACUGCUGCUGGUUGGCUUUCCAGCCGUGCCAUCCGCUGGAGAGGCUGCGUGGAAAACUCUUGGUGUGACACCUGACAGGACCCAUCUGCUGGCUGAGGUUUGGAGCAGGGCAGCUCUUGCUGUUCCUGCUCCUCCCAGCGAGCUGCUUGUUCCUGUUUGGAGGUGCUGUGGCCCACAGUGCCCUCGUGACCCAGUUCUGGUUUCGUAAGGAGCACAGGAAACAGCAGGAAAAGGGGAGGAGGUUGUUGCACCAAACCACGUGGGUGUUGCAGCUCUAGCCAAGCCCUGGACUCGUUCAGGGCUCAGGCAGCCAGGGAAAUGCCAGGUUAGGACACCAAGGCAGCUGCAACACCCCAACAGUCUGUUAGUAAAUAUUAUUGCAACUUGGUAAUAGUAAUUCCCAGGAAAAUAAUUAAUUUUGAUUCUAUUUGACUUCUAAUUUUGGAAAGAGCUGAAUUACAGUAACUGUCCCUGAUGCUUAGCCAAGUUAGCCAGUGUUCCACCAGUUCUCUACUCUGUAGGAAUUGGGACCUAUGUUUCCAGAAAUUCUGUUUGAAAAGUGUAAAGGUGAUGGUUGGGGCACAGGCUGAGGGUUCAGUGUUGAGGGUUUAGCAAUACGUGUCCAUCAGAGGAACCCAGGAAAGCUCAAAACCCCUUCACAAAUCAGAUUUUGAGCUGUGAACGCGCCUGGCCCGGAGGGAGAGGAGCCCCAUCCAGGGCUGGGGUGUGGAGGUGGCACCAAGUAAGGGAAUUACUGUCCUUGGAUGCCUUCUGCUCACCUCACCUGUGCUUCCUCCUGCUCCUGCUCCUCGCAGUGCUGUCCCAGCCUGCUGUCCCUGUUCUCCCUCCCCACUCCCAACUGGUGCUGUCCUGCACGUCCAGGAAGCUUCCCAGGAUUUGCUCUCUUCGUGGAGCCAGGAGAGGACAGCAAGUCUCUCUCUGCCUGUCUCAGGGCUCCCACCACGCCAUGCUGAGCAUCCCUCAGCAAAGUCCUUGAGCUGCAGGCUGGCUCCCUGCCCUCGCUCCGUGGUGCUGAGGCUGUGCAGGGAUCGCUGCCGGGCUGGGAAUGCUCCAGGGAUCCCGGGGGAGAGGACGGGCCCCACGUUUACCCUCAGUGCUCCGUACCGAGCACGCUGCACACAGCCAGGGCCAGCCCUCCCUCUGUUCACAGCCCAGGGAAUGUCCCUGCACACAGCCAGGGCCAGCCCUCCCUCUGUUCACAGCCCAGGGAAUGUCCCUGCACACAGCCAGGGCCAGCCCUCCCUCUGUUCACAGCCCAGGGAAUGUCCCUGCACACAGCCAGGGCCAGCCCUCCCUCUGUUCACAGCCCAGGGAAUGUCCCUGCACACAGCCAGGGCCAGCCCUCCCUCUGUUCACAGCCCAGGGAAUGUCGCUGCUGGAUUGGGAUGGAGCAGGGCCAGGGGUUUGUGUGGGCUCUGUGAACAGCUGGCCCUUGGAGCUCAGGAUCCCACCUGAGCCCCUGGGAGGGGAGGCAGCGGGUUGUUACGGAACGGGGAGGAGUCUCAAAUUUACCUCAGUGCCUUUUUUUUCCCUUAAGUGUGAAAACUUUGCAUUCAGGCUAAGGAGGAAGCUGUGCAGAGGCCUUGUCCCUCCUGUCCCCACAGCACUGGUGUGACAAGGCCCUUGUGUCCGGGGAGGGAUGAGGAACUGGUUUGUUUCUUUCUGGAAGGUGACUGCUUGGGAUUUUUUUUUUUUUUUUUUUCCAGAUUUUGAGUAUGUUUGUUUCUAAACCUUAUGAGAGUAACUGCAUCACUUGGAGCCCUCAGCUGGCGUGAAAGCCACUUUCUGCCAAGCUCGGUGGCAGCUCCUGUUCUGGUCAGCAGCGAAGGUUUGCUCGCAGGGCUCUGGUGCAGAGGAGCCUCCAGCUGUACUGUACUCUACACCCAACGACCUUUAACAACUGCUGGCAGCCACAGAGCCGCCCUUGCCGCGCUCUGGGGCUGUUUGUCCAGCUACAAGCAGACUUAGCACUCCACUGUUCACUUGUGGAGUCAUUUAAAUGCCGUUUAUCUGGUGCUUUGAGCCUUGACAGCACCGUAUAAAUACUUCAGUUCCACCGUGGGGAAGAGCGCUGUAAAAACUGCCAGUGGCUCUUAGAGCAAAGAGCCAAACGCUUGGUUUGAAAUCCCUUUUCUUUCUGGCUAAAAGUUGUGCAGGUUUCCUUUAUUUUUUUUGUUUGUUUGUUUUGGUGAGUGUCCCCUCUCCCUUCCUGGCCCCAGCAUGUCUUUGACAGUUUGUAGAAGGCAUGGCUUCGUAUGCAAUCACUGUGGAUGCUGCUGAAAACCUCCUGCCACCAGCAGGGCUCGUUUCUUUGGGUUUUUUUUUUUUCCCCCAAUAUGAGGGGCAUUUGAAGAGUUGUGUGUGCUGAAACUCAAAUUCUCAUGGGUCAGUUGAGCUGUUUUUAGAAGUAUUUGCCCCUUCUUUAAGCGCAAAUCCUGUUGGCAGUGCCUUUGGUUAGCAAUUGUCCCGCCUAAGUUGUGUGAGUUUAUUUUCCAUGGCUACUGUAAAACAUGUAAAAUAAUGUGUAUAGGAUGGAAUAGUAGAGCUUCUAUGGCAAAGUGAAAUGCAUUUUUGCAAUGCUGUAAUUUAUUUUUACUACUCCCUAGUGAUUCUAUGGCAUUUUUACAAAAUGUCUCACUCUCAGCUUUUUUUGAAGGUUCUGGAACUAUUUGUUCAUAUGCAGACAGUGUAAGAGACAAUGAUAAUAAACUGUCAGUAAUUAAAGAAA
This is a messenger RNA of Vidua macroura (Pin-tailed whydah), 4106 nucleotides long. RefSeq names its product Ras association domain family member 5 (gene RASSF5). The transcript is spliced from 6 exons. Gene Ontology annotation, cellular component: nucleus. The record is from RefSeq and is a predicted model, not a curated record. Bases 1 to 1128 code for a protein of 375 amino acids. Lineage: Eukaryota; Metazoa; Chordata; Aves; Passeriformes; Viduidae. Gene Ontology annotation, biological process: signal transduction.